Messenger RNA from Fusarium poae, 2142 nucleotides. RefSeq lists its product as uncharacterized. Lineage: Eukaryota; Fungi; Ascomycota; Sordariomycetes; Hypocreales; Nectriaceae. The record is from RefSeq and is a predicted model, not a curated record. Bases 1 to 2142 code for a protein of 713 amino acids. The transcript has 5 exons.
AUGGGGGUUAUCAGGCAUGAUAUUGACCCGAAGGGGGAUCUUUUGAUCGUCCUCAAGAGCCCAAAUACACUGAACUUGAUGCCAGAUCCACCCAUCGAACACGAUUCCUAUCGCCCGCCCCCUCCCUACUACAGGCGUAUUCUCGUUGACCCAUCUCGAAAUGACAAAAUUGAGAUUGAGUUUAGAGUCUCUUCAUUACAAAUGAUCCGCUCUUCCGCUUUCUUUGAGAGGAUGCUCGGGGGACCAUGGAAAGAGGCUGUGCAGGAGGCAACCGGUUCACCUCAACUUCGCAGAGUAUCUGCAAGCGACUGGAACACAGAUGCCCUCACGAUCGUCCUCAAUAUUAUUCACGACCGUGCCGGCGAGGAGGAUGUACCACAAGACCCAAACACUUUCUUACUCGUUCAUAUAGCUGCCAUCGUGGACUACUACCACUGCCAAAAAUGUACACAUAUAGAGGCAGCUAUGUGGCAAUGGGCGCAAAGCGUCACAUUUCAUCCAUCCGGAGAUAUCGUGAACCUAUAUAUUAUACGGGUGUUCUCAUGGCACUUUUAUUUCACCUACAUAACCAGUCGUAUCUUGGAGAAUAGUCAUGACUUGACGUUGAUCAAUAUCAACGACCUGCCAAUGGCAGAACUACUCAAGAUGAUUGAGAAAAAGAGACAAAAGACCAUGGGCCAACUUCUGAGACGUCUCGAUGUUUUGGCCGCAGGAUACCAGAGUGGCCGCGUAGACCUCGUUGGCCGAUGCCGGCUAUCGGUGUGCGUGAUGAUUUUUAAGCAUUCUCUGGAUUCCUCAGCAAGAAGGUCGCUGAUUGAAUGCACAAUUGGCGAGGUGUUGAAUCGAAUUCACGUCGCUGCGCAUCCUGGCAUAUACGGCAAAUACGACUGUAUGGUCGUGACGAUGGGCCGCAGGGAUAUCAAAAAGGCUUCUUUCCAACUUUUAGAGGAAGACACAAUUAUGCUGUCCAUCUCCUACGAGAUAGAUCCGGGGGGCGACAUUGAGCUGGUACUAAACAAGCCCAACAACCAGGAGAUAGUCCCGCUUCUUCAGUUCACCCAAGACCCCCCUGAUAUUGAUCUCAAGCCAUUCGACAACUCACCAUGUACCGGUCGAUACAGCGUCUUUCAGGAACUCUAUAGAACAGGUGUUUCGCCCGUCGACAGCGAAGUUCGCAUGAGAGUCUCAUCGCGCCAUCUCAUUCUUGCCUCUCGCACUUUCCAAAGCAUGCUCGAAGGGCCUUGGAGUGAAGGAACUUCGUCUCCUCAGUCUCUCCGACAGAUAGACGCAUCAGAAUGGGAUGCCAUGGCUUUUGCUAUCGUUUUGGACAUCAUUCACGGACGUCAUCUGGAAAUACCAGUGAAUAUGAGCCUCGGCCUUGUCGCUCGUGUUUCCACGGUUGUCGACUAUUACCAAUGCCAUGAGGCUUUGCAUGUCUAUCGCCAGAGCUGGCUCAGUGAGAACAAAGAGGUAAAGGCCCCGAUGGACAGAUUAUGUAGUGCAGCUCUGUUGUGUCUGUAUGCUGCGUGGGUGUUUUCAGAUAAAACGACCAUCUCGAACAUGGCCCGUCUUACGUUGCUACAUAGCGAAGGUCUAGCACAGAUAGACACGUACGACCUUCCUAUUGGAGGUAUUUUAGACAAUAUCGAGAACCAACGACAACACCUUAUCACCGAAUCUCUUCAGCUUUUAGACACCCUGCAAGGGCAGCUGGUCAAAGAGACAAGUUGUCCUUCGGAGCAGGAGGCCCAGUGUACCGCAUUGACGCUUGGAGUGUUGGUGCGUGUAAAGCACAAAAUCUCGAGUUUCAGCACACCUCUGGAACACCCAUACGACGGAUACAGCCUCAAUUCUGUUCUGCGUACGAUUGCAAAUAUAGAAGAACCUAUGGCACUGCAUUCAAAUAACAUGAAAUCUCGCACUGCUAAAUGGAGCAAAACCUCGCGCCCAUGUUCCAUCGGGGGAAGAUUGAAGGAAAGUAUCGAGGGCAUUCAGUCGGAAAUUUGGUCCUUUUGUAUGAGAGACACCCUGGAGAAGACCUCCAAGGAGGAGACACGUUACAGGAUGAAUUUUGGAGAUACAAAACUCAUCGACGUGUGGACUGGACCUCUCAGCACUACCAAUUGUUCAGAUACCGAGUAG